AUGGCUUCGGCUCGCCUCCUCACCAUUAUCGCGGCGGUCCUCGGCGUGUUGACGCCGUUGGUGUACCUGCUUGAGCAGAACCUCGAGUCCUUCUACAUCUUCCAGCCCGAACAGCUUCACGACCUUGCCAAGCGCGGCAUCGCGGCUCAUGGCAACGACACCCGAGGCGUUGUUAGGUACAUUGUCGAGGAGUUGAACACUCAGGUUGGCACCAAGAGCCACAUCAACCUCGAUGAGGAAUGGGUCUUCAACAAUGCUGGCGGCGCAAUGGGAGCUAUGUAUAUCAUUCACGCCAGUGUCACGGAAUACCUGAUCAUCUUCGGAACAGCUAUUGGCACCGAGGGCCACACGGGACGCCACACCGCCGACGACUACUUCCACAUCCUCUCCGGCGAGCAGUGGGCCUACACUCCGGGCGAGUACGAGCCCGAGGUCUACCCUCAGGGCAGCGUGCACCACCUGCAACGCGGCACCGCCAAGCAGUACAAAAUGCCCGAGGGCUGCUUCGCGCUCGAGUACGCCCGUGGCUGGAUCCCGCCCAUGCUGUUCUUUGGCUUCGCCGACGGUCUCUCCAGCACGCUUGAUUUCCCUACGCUCUAUCGCACUACUGUUGUGACGGGCAGGGAGAUGAUCUCGAAUCUGCUGAAGGGCAAGUUCUAA
Molecule: messenger RNA, 660 nt
Organism: Phaeoacremonium minimum UCRPA7
Lineage: Eukaryota; Fungi; Ascomycota; Sordariomycetes; Togniniales; Togniniaceae
Product: putative c-8 sterol isomerase protein
Exons: 2
Coding region: 1-660 (219 amino acids)
Biological process (GO): ergosterol biosynthetic process
Cellular component (GO): endoplasmic reticulum
Source: RefSeq, a predicted model, not a curated record